Messenger RNA from Drosophila busckii, 1599 nucleotides. Its product is annotated as hexokinase type 2-like. Gene Ontology annotation, molecular function: glucokinase activity; D-glucose binding; ATP binding. The record is from RefSeq and is a predicted model, not a curated record. Gene Ontology annotation, biological process: glycolytic process; glucose 6-phosphate metabolic process; intracellular glucose homeostasis. The coding region runs from base 76 to 1434 and encodes 452 amino acids. NCBI's taxonomy places the organism in Eukaryota, Metazoa, Arthropoda, Insecta, Diptera, Drosophilidae. The transcript has a single exon. Gene Ontology annotation, cellular component: cytosol; mitochondrion.
UAUACUUUUUGAGUUUAUAUUUUGAUUUCUUUUAUUUAUAAACAAAUUCUAAAUUAACAGCCAAGAUCUUUUGCUAUGGCAGCCAUCACGCAAUUUCCAGCAGCAUUUGAAAUCUGCAAGCCGUUUAUGUUAACGGAUCAGCAGAUGCAAGAGAUUGUGGUGCGUCUGAAUAAGGAAAUCAACAUGGGUCUGGGACGCGAUACACAUGCUCGGGCUGUGGUCAAGUGCUACAUUACCCAUGUGCAUGAUCUGCCCUCGGGCAAUGAGCGCGGCAGAUUUCUGGCACUCGACUUGGGUGGCACCAACUUUCGCGUGCUCUUGGUAACGCUCUCCAGCGACUCGGAUGUGGACAUACUUUCCAAAAGUUAUGUCAUGGACAAAAGUCUGCUGGUGGGUCCCGGCAGGGCGCUAUUUGAUUUUAUUGCCGAGUGUUUGUCAAACUUUUGCAAAGAGCAAAACAUCGAUAAGGAAGAAAUGCCGCUGGGCUUUACAUUUUCAUUUCCAGUGCAACAAAUUGGACUGGACAAGGGCAUUCUGACGUCUUGGACAAAGGGCUUUAAGUGCGAAGGAGUUAUAGGCAAAAAUGUAGUCGAGCUAUUGCAGCACGCCAUCGAGCGACGUGGCGAUGUCAAAAUCAAAAUUGUUGCUAUUCUCAACGACACCACAGGCACGCUCGUGUCCUGCGCCUACAAACAGCGCAACUGUCGCAUUGGUCUAAUCGUGGGCACUGGCUCCAAUGCCUGCUAUAUGGAGCGCACCGGCAAUACGGAGAUGUACGAAGGUUAUCAGACCAGCAACAAGCCGAACAUGAUUGUCAACACUGAGUGGGGCGCCUUUGGGGACAAUGGUGUGCUGGAUUUUGUGCGCACCAGCUAUGACAAGCGGAUUGAUCAGGAGUCCAUUAAUCCGCACAAGCAAACGUUUGAGAAAUGCAUCUCUGGCAUGUACAUGGGCGAGCUUGUGCGUCUGAUUAUUGUCGAUCUGAUGGAGCAGGGCGCAAUUUUCAAGAAUCUUAAGUCUCAGUCUAUAUACGAAAAGUGGCGUUUUGAGACGAGCUUUAUAUCCGAAAUUGAGUCUGAUGAACCUGGACACCAUCGCAACUGUGCCAACAUAUUGGAUCAAUUGGGUAUACGUGGAGCAACCGACAACGACAUGCAAUGCGUACAGGCUAUAUGCGAGACCAUCUCCACACGCUCGGCGAAGCUUGUGUCUUGCGGACUGGUGUGCUUGAUUAACAAAAUGAAUGCAAAGGACUGUGCCAUUGGCAUUGAUGGCGGCGUGUAUAGGUUUCAUCCAAAAUAUCACGAUUUGCUGGUUGACAAUAUGACAAAACUACUGCGAGGUUCAGCGAAAUUUGAGCUUCUUCUUUCGGAGGAUGGUUCGGGACGCGGUGCAGCGCUAAUUGCAUCUGUGGCUGCCAGUAGAAAGAAGUAAAGUUAUCUGAGUUGCUAACAAUAAAUAUGCAGCGCCAUAGCUGCGAGCUGUCGACAGUCACUUAAGUAUCACAAGCAGCUUUUCACAGUAAGCAUGUGCAUAUUAAAAGAAUUUAGUUGCUUUUUAUUGUUAGUGCAGGCUUAUAAUAACUUAUUAAUAAAUUAA